Messenger RNA from Mesocricetus auratus (golden hamster), 874 nucleotides. RefSeq lists its product as uncharacterized. The record is from RefSeq and is a predicted model, not a curated record. Bases 146 to 781 code for a protein of 211 amino acids. NCBI's taxonomy places the organism in Eukaryota, Metazoa, Chordata, Mammalia, Rodentia, Cricetidae. The transcript has 2 exons.
UUUACCACUUAUGUGACUCCCUUUCUGGUCAACACUUUGUGAUAUUUGGAAGAUAUUUAUGAUCUCAGGAUCUUUCAAAUGGACCUCCUCAACACCAGCACCAUGCAAAGAUUGCUCAAUGAUAAGGACUACAUCUUAAAGCUGAAUGGCCUCCUUAGCUGCAUAUCUGCUUUCAUGUUUGACAGUCAUUGCAAGCUACCUGUACUGGCGCCUGUGGGAAUUUGAUGAUAAUUCUGUGCAGUUUGUGUCAUUUGGACUCUGGGAAGCUCAUUACCUUCAAGAGUUUAAUGUCUCAGGGACUGUAAUCAAGACCCUGGUCCACACUCCUAUCAAUUCCACCUGGACCAUUUCACCCAAAUUUCAGUAUGCAGUGAAUCUCUUGGUAUGGGCUAUUUUGAUGAAGCCUGUAGUACUGGUUUUCACUGCAAUGGCCAUUAAGAUCAGCUGCAUGAAACACCCCCUUGUGGAGAUGGAGAUAUAUUGCUACCAGGUCUCUACCUUAAUUUUGUCUGUGAGCAGCCUCUUCACAUUUGCUUCCGUGAGUUGCAACUACCUUGUAGAUCAUUAUGGCCAAACCACUCUUGACUUUCUACCUGACUUUCCGGUUAAAAAAGAUGCCUUGAUAAGCAAGCAUUAUACUGCUGUGUUCCCCUUAGGUAUCAUUACAACCACCAUGUCACUCUUUGGUGUGAUUAGCUUUCUAUCUGAGAUAAGUUCUUUGAAACUACAGAGUCAGGUGAAGGCCAUGUGUGAUUCCAAAUUAUCCAAAGAAGAGGUCUAAAUGAGGAUUCUGGCAUUUGGAACAUCUAUCAGAAGGCACCUAGAAGAGAUUUCAUAUUCACACAGGAAACUGUAGUCAUCAACUUGUUCUAAA